Colletotrichum truncatum is the source of this 2292-nucleotide messenger RNA. Its product is annotated as sulfur metabolite repression control protein. Gene Ontology annotation, molecular function: protein binding. Lineage: Eukaryota; Fungi; Ascomycota; Sordariomycetes; Glomerellales; Glomerellaceae. The record is from RefSeq and is a predicted model, not a curated record.
AUGGACCUCGCAAGCACGUCAACCGUCCCGGAUCCCCGGAGCAUGAGCCUGAACCUGGACCUAGACCUAAGCCAUCCGUCGCCUUCGUCGCCCAGUCGCCGCCGUGACGAGCUCGCCUUAACAUCCACCCCAUCUCCCAACUCCUUCAUAACCACACCGACUUUCACCGCUGCCACCGACUCUCCCUCGACCUCCAAAUCCACCUAUACCUCUGCCUCCGCCGCCAACGAUGUGAUCACGGCAACUCAGCCCCCAACCAAAGACAACUGUGAUAGACGGAGACUCGACGAGGGAGACAACUCGAGAUUUCCUGCGAACAUGCCGACCCAACUGGUCGGUCAGACUGUUACACCCUUCCUAAGAGAGCACAUCCCCGGCAUCUACGCCCCCAUCGGCAAGCCUGACGUCCAGAACGAGAACAACAACCUCAGCCAAAAACGAGACCCAAACAGCAAGUACUGCUAUCGUCACCGCCCCGACGCAAAGUGUCGUCGCGCAGCCGACGAGUCCAAGAUGGUCCUGAUCCAAAGUGAACUCGAUAAGCUCCCCGUGGCUGACCAACAGGCCAUCACCCAUGUCUGGUCUCUCUUCUCUGCCGCUCCUGCCAAGCAUCGCGAUUUGAUGCUUCAAGGCAUCAUCACACAAUGUUGCUUCCCUCAACUAUCUACCGUCUCCCGCGAGGUCCACGAGCAGCUCAAGAUCGACUUCAUGGCUGCCCUCCCCACCGAAAUUUCCUACAAGGUCCUCGGCUACCUCGACACCGUAUCGCUCUGCAAGGCCGCUCAGGUAAGCAGGAGAUGGCGCGACCUCGCCGACGACGACGUCGUGUGGCACCGCAUGUGUGAACAGCACAUCGACCGCAAGUGCACCAAGUGUGGAUUUGGCCUACCACUUCUGGAAAGAAAGAGGCUACGAGACUGGAACAAGCAGAAGGAGCUCGCUCGGAGUCAUGGAGUCGAGGAGCCCGCCGAACAACCUCAAGAGGCAGCUGCGGAACCGGCAUCGUCACCUAACGCGAACAAGAAGCGGGAACUAGUUGUCCUCGAUGACAGCAGGAAGCGUAGCUGCCUUAGCGAAGUUGGUGAGCCUGGUGCGCCCAAGGCCGGAUCCGAGAAGGAGCGUGACCGCCUUAUCAGACCAUGGAAGAGCGUCUAUCGUGACCGUUUCAAGGUCGGCUACAACUGGAAGUACGGCCGGUGCCACAUCAAGACGUUCAAGGGCCACGACAACGGUGUGACUUGUCUACAGUUCGACGACGAUAUCCUCGCCACGGGAUCCUACGACGCCAAGAUCAAGAUCUGGAACAUUGAGACAGGAGAGGAGAUUCGCACUUUGUCCGGCCACACCAUGGGCAUCCGCACGCUCAAGUUUGUCGGCAACAAGCUCUUCAGCGGCAGCUUGGACCAUACCAUCAAGGUCUGGAACUGGCAGACGGGCGACUGCAUCAGCACGCUUCGUUGCCACACCGAAGGCGUCAUUUCGGUUGACUUUGACGGCAAGUUCUUGGCCUCUGGGUCCAUUGACAAAUCAGUCAAGAUUUUCAACUUUGACAGCAAGGAGACAUUCUGUCUCCGUGGGCAUGAGGACUGGGUAAACCAUGUUCGUCUCGACCCUGGAUCGCAAACCGUCUUCUCAGCUUCGGAUGAUUGCACCGUCCGAUUGUGGGAUCUGCGAAACAAGACGUGCAUCAAGACUUUUGAGGGUCACAUGGGCCAGGUGCAGCAGAUCUUGCUGAUGCCGGAAGAUUUCGAGCCGGAUGAGGAGCUGCUCACCGGUGACAACACCGACACCGCGUCCGUUCACAGUGGCAGCGGACGUGCCCGCAGCACGACACCUUCGGCUUGUGCUAAUGUGGCGUCCAUUCUCGGGUCCUCCUUCGGCGACUCAACUUCGGCGGAGGACGAGCGGUCGUCAUUCGGCAGCGCUUUUGCAUCUGACCCCACUCGGCAGCUCCCGCCCCGCUAUAUGCUCACGGCCGGACUGGACAAUACCGUCAAGGUGUGGAACACGGCCACCGGAAAAUGUCUCCGCACCAUGUUCGGCCAUGUGGAGGGCAUCUGGGGCCUUGUCGGCGAUACCCUCCGCGUCGUCACCGGCGCCAACGACUCGAUGGUCAAGGUGUGGGAACCCAAGAGCGGCAAGUGCGAACGCACCUUUACUGGCCACUCGGGUCCCGUCACCUGCGUCGGUCUCAGCGACAGCAGAAUGGCCAGCGGAAGUGAGGACGGCGAAGUUCGCCUUUACAGUUUUGAGGCGGAUGGGCCACUCGAGGAGUGUGGCACCCCUGCAUAA